Messenger RNA from Ctenocephalides felis (cat flea), 1550 nucleotides. RefSeq names its product RNA-binding protein Musashi homolog 2 (gene msi). NCBI's taxonomy places the organism in Eukaryota, Metazoa, Arthropoda, Insecta, Siphonaptera, Pulicidae. The transcript has 3 exons. The record is from RefSeq and is a predicted model, not a curated record. Gene Ontology annotation, molecular function: RNA binding. The coding region runs from base 397 to 1401 and encodes 334 amino acids. Gene Ontology annotation, cellular component: cytoplasm.
UUUUCUUCAAAGUGAUGUUGUGAGGUUCAUGAAAUAGUUUUUUAUGAACAUAAGUGUAUUGGGAAACGUUUCGUUUGUUUAUUGCUAAAACAGUGUUCACAAAGCACGUUCUGUGAUAACAUAAGAUCCAGUUCAAGAUAAAGUGCUCUGGGAUUGUUUGAUCUGGGCUUCCAUUGUUCAACUGACGACAUGUGUUCCUACCUAAUAUAUAGAUAACUAAUCAUCAAUAGUACAGGAAGCCAGCAACAGGCUUCAUCUACCCAAGAGCAAAAAUAUUGAUCACCAUCCAAGUGUUAAUUAUUCCUCCUUUCACUGGAUAUUUGCGCCCAAAAUUCUGCAGACAUCACACUCGAAGUGUGAACUAAUUUCAUCUACACCCUGACUGAAUCUCGAAACAUGGCUGUGAACGGGAAUCAUUCCAGCUCUUCGGGUCGAUCGACCCCAAAGGAGUCCCAAGGCAUGGGCAGCGAACCAGCCCCAGGCAAACUGUUUGUGGGAGGCCUCAGCUGGCAGACAUCGCUAGAGAAGCUCAGGGAAUACUUCGGAAUGUUUGGAACGAUAACAGACGUGUUGAUAAUGAAAGAUCCUAUAACGCAGAGGAGUCGUGGUUUUGGCUUCAUCUCAUUUGCUGAUCCAAACAGCGUAGACAACGUUCUCAAAGUCCCUAUUCACACAUUAGAUGGUAAGAAGAUAGAUCCAAAACAUGCCACUCCGAAAAAUCGACCCAAAACAUCAAAUAAAACUAAGAAAAUAUUUGUCGGUGGAGUCAGCCAAAACACAUCCACGGAAGACGUGCGUGCUUAUUUCAAUCAGUUCGGCAAAGUUGAAGAAACGGUUAUGUUGAUGGAUCAGCAAACGAAACGGCAUCGUGGCUUUGGCUUUGUCACUUUCGAAAACGAAGAUGUAGUAGACAGAGUUUGUGAAAUACAUUUCCAUACAAUAGAAAACAAAAAAGUCGAAUGCAAAAAGGCACAGCCCAAAGAAGCUGUCCAACCAGCAGCAGCUACUGCUGCAGCUCAGUACUUAGAUAAACGGUUGGUACUUGGAGGACUCGGCGUGCGUAUGGCUGCCACGAAUGGACUAGUUGCAGGAGCUGCACCCUUAGCUGUGGCACAAGCCCAGGUGCAAGCACAAGUAGCCGCAGCCCAACAAGUUCAGAAUGCGGCUUAUGGUAAACUAUUCAGCGCGUAUCCCGCCCUGGCAGGGUACAGGUAUACACCUUACCCGAUUCCAACCGCCGUUGCCGCUCCCGCAUCGACACCUGCUGCAACCUGUCCAGCGGCUCUGGCGCCGCCCGUGGCUGCAGCACCUUACCAGGGCUACAGCUUAUCCAACGUCGACAUGUCCAGUUUCCAGGGCGUCGACUGGGGCUCAAUGUACGGUAUGGGUAUGUACGUGUGAAUCGUGUGCGAUUGCGAUGCUAGAAAAUCAACUCUCGGAUGAUAUCCUUGCUGUUGAUUUGAAUUCAGCGCGUAAUGAAGGGGGCUGAUUUUGUAGGUGCCAGCCCUCAGGACUUCCAUAAUACGUUUACUUUUUCUCAUUCUCUGUAC